This is a messenger RNA of Saccostrea echinata, 1348 nucleotides long. Its product is annotated as neuronal acetylcholine receptor subunit alpha-6-like. The record is from RefSeq and is a predicted model, not a curated record. The transcript has a single exon. The coding region runs from base 38 to 1345 and encodes 435 amino acids. Gene Ontology annotation, molecular function: neurotransmitter receptor activity; extracellular ligand-gated monoatomic ion channel activity; transmembrane signaling receptor activity. Lineage: Eukaryota; Metazoa; Mollusca; Bivalvia; Ostreida; Ostreidae. Gene Ontology annotation, biological process: nervous system process; chemical synaptic transmission; monoatomic ion transmembrane transport. Gene Ontology annotation, cellular component: membrane; synapse; neuron projection.
AGAAUACAGUCAUCUAGUGAGGCUGGUGAAUCUCAAAAUGGAUGUAUUUAUCACUGUAUACUGUGUGAUAUUUGGAAUUAUCUGGACAGUGAGAGGAGAUUCGCUCGAGUCCCUUGUUCACAGUGCGGUAUUUAAAGAUUAUAAUACCUGCAUUAGGCCUGUCCAAAACUCCUCAUUACCAGUUACGGUCGAAAUCAGCUUAGUACUUCAAAGCAUGUACGAUGUGGAAGAAAAACACCAGACAUUAUACUCGUCUGUUGGAAUCGAAUUGACAUGGGUUGAUGAAUUUGUAUCGUGGAAUUCUACACACUUUAACAAUGUCGACACGAUCAUUGUCCCAUUGAAAUCAAUUUGGAGACCUGACAUCUGCAUAGAAAAUGACUUAUCUGAUAACAAAUGCUUGAGUGCGGAGUCAGUAGUACAAGUGAGUUCAGAAGGCCAAAUAAACUGGCGGUUAACUAAAGAACUGAGAACUGGCUGUGAAAUAGACAUAACAAAGUAUCCAUUUGACAGACAGACCUGUGAAAUACGAGUCGGUACUCUGUACUCUACCGACCAGCAAAUCCGAUUUCGGACCAAACAAGUUUCGACAACCUCAUAUCGCUUCAAGGAAAGUGGUGAAUGGAAGCUAAUGGGGGAAAACUUUGAAAGAGUCCAAUAUACAUAUGCUCAAAAGAAGUUUACCUAUGUCAAAGUUAAGUACGAUUUAGAGCGUCUGGCUUCGUUCCACGUUAAUACUAUGAUUAUACCCCUUAUAAUUCUGUCAUGCCUUAAUCUAGCUUGCUAUUGUAUUCCUUUUGACUGUGGAGAAAAAGUGUCAGCAUCCAUUGAAGUGUUUCUGGCCUUUGCUUUCGUCUUGAUUGCGAUAAAUGAUGAAAUUCCAACAACUUCAAGACACAUCUUCACUUUUGGGCUGUUGAUGUCUUCACAUUUAAUUUUCAGUGCAUUGUCGGUAAUAAUUAAUACUUUCUUGUCCUAUUUAUACCACCACAAUUCGGAUAUGCCAGUGUCUACAUUUUUCCAUUUAUUGUACUCAACAAUUCAUGAGUUCCGAAUGCCAGGAAAACGGAACAAGCAUAUUGAAGUUAAAGAAACGAGUAUAUAUGAUGAACCUCAAAGACUCUCUAGGCGUACCAAUAGAUCCAGGGAAAGUGGAAGACACAAUAAGAGAAAUUCCACGCGAACCACGGCUUCAUCAAUCCGUUCGAGUUAUUCUGUUUGUUCUCACGCAUAUAAUGUUGACUGGACUAUAUUUGCCAUUGAACUUGAGAGGAAAGCAUUUAUUGUAAUGUUGAUUCUGAAUAUCUUAAGCUAUCUUAUAUUUCUAAUCGUUGUUUUUAGCUAGAAA